Molecule: messenger RNA, 1472 nt
Organism: Asparagus officinalis (garden asparagus)
Lineage: Eukaryota; Viridiplantae; Streptophyta; Magnoliopsida; Asparagales; Asparagaceae
Product: putative ubiquitin-conjugating enzyme E2 38
Exons: 7
Coding region: 143-1387 (414 amino acids)
Molecular function (GO): ubiquitin conjugating enzyme activity
Source: RefSeq, a predicted model, not a curated record
GACUCUUUCAAAGUUUGGCAACUUAUUCUCUCUCUCUCUCUCUCCCUAUCUCAAGGCUGCCUCCUCUUUCGCAUGAUCGCAUCUUCUUCCCCAAUUUCCAAUCCCCAAAACCCUAGCCGCUGAAACCUACAUUGCUGGAUCCAUGGACGUGAAUCCAAAUCAUCAUCACUCCUGUGGAAGCUCGUCGUCAAAAUCGAACCAAUCUAAGAGGCAGCACAAUGAUGGAGGUUCCAAUGAUCUUAUGGACAAAAGGUGUAUACCAUUUAAACAAUUUGAUGUUGUCACUGACUUCUCCGAUCAUCAUUUUUCCAUGAAUUACAAAGAAGUUCCAAAGCCAUCAAACACUGCAAUGAAGAAAAUUCAGCAAGACUGGCAAAUACUGGAGAAAGACUUGCCAGAGGCAAUCUUUGUUAGAGUUUAUGAAGAAAGAAUGGAUCUCCUAAGAGCAGUUAUAAUAGGUCCAGCAGGAACUCCUUAUCAUGAUGGCCUCUUUUUCUUCGACUUCCAGUUUACAGCCAACUAUCCCAAUGAACCUCCAAAAGCAUACUAUCGCUCUGGUGGACUUCGGCUCAAUCCCAACCUGUACGCCGAUGGGACGGUCUGUCUCAGCCUACUGAACACGUGGUAUGGUAAAGGAUGCGAGAAGUGGGAUCCGAAAAGAUCGACCAUGCUUCAGAUUCUCGUCUCCAUCCAAGGUUUAGUUCUCAAUGCGAAACCUUAUUACAACGAGCCAAUAUCAUGGCCUAGCGUCACUCCUUGGGGAAAGAAGGGUGCCUUUGCUUACAACGAAUCUGCUUUCCUCCUCUCCUGCAGAACAAUGAUAUAUUCCCUUCGAAAGCCUCCAUUGCAUUUCAAAGAAUUUGUUGCUGAUCAUUUCCAAAGGCAUGGGCUCAGCAUCCUCAUGGAAUGCAGAGCCUACUCCCAUGGUAUUCAAGUUGGUUGUGCUGUUGAUGAGAGCGAUCAGGCAGUAAGCAAGAAGAUGAAGGGUAGCUCAGAAGAUUUUAAGGUCAAUGUUAAAAAACUCAUCGAUGAACUUUUGAAGGAGUUUACUGCCAAAGGAGUUGAUUGCAGGCAAUUUCAAAUGCUGAAAGCUGAAGUUGGAGAAACUUCUGCUAGUGUAAGUGCAACACGCAAAAAUGAAACUGAAGCUGACAGCAAAAAGAAGGCUAAACCUGGAGAAACUUCAACCAGUGGCAAAGAAGCGAGGAGUACUAUAAAUUUGGAGAAACUUAAACCCGUGGCAACACAACAUAUGAAAAAAGCUGCAGGAGCUGAUGUUAAAGGGAAGGCCAAAGCUGGGGACCCUAAAGAAGCAAAUGGCAAAGUGAAGCGUUUCUGUCAAUAUUUGCUCAAGCUGGGGAAGAAAGUUUUGCCUCUCGAAAACUAGUUGAUUUCUAAGUUGAUAAUAGGAUUAAGUCUGUUUAGUAUUAGAUUUGUGGGUUUAAUAUAGAAGUUGCUUACGUUGGGAUUUA